Molecule: messenger RNA, 5384 nt
Organism: Epinephelus moara (kelp grouper)
Lineage: Eukaryota; Metazoa; Chordata; Actinopteri; Perciformes; Serranidae
Product: homeobox protein Meis1-like
Exons: 12
Coding region: 713-1888 (391 amino acids)
Biological process (GO): animal organ morphogenesis; positive regulation of transcription by RNA polymerase II; angiogenesis
Molecular function (GO): RNA polymerase II cis-regulatory region sequence-specific DNA binding; DNA-binding transcription activator activity, RNA polymerase II-specific
Source: RefSeq, a predicted model, not a curated record
GGGUUUCAGCAGUCUGGUCCAGAUCCUCCGCUCCUCCUCAGCUCAACACACACAUCCAUUGUACACAAACGGGCAGGCGGCUCACGCAUACACACGCACUCACACACAUACAGACACAUACACACACAUAUAUACGCACACACGCACAGCAUCGAUCGUGGCUCCUUUAAGAAAGCCUAAGCCAGAAUUAUCACCCCACCUCCUCUUGAUCUCCUCUAGACGCUUUUGCAUAAGAAAAUCAAGCCGGGAGCCGAGAGUGAUCAAAGAAAACGAGAGGAGAGCUGCUUCAUUUUUUAACUGUGAUUGUGACCAUUAACAUUUAGGUGGUGCCGAUCCCGUGGAGACGCGCGUCGGACCAUCAUUCAUCCGGUACUUUUGACAAGCCCUCGCGUUUUGACUGACAGGCGGAGUGGCAAAAAGCCAUGAGAGUCGCCAGUUUUGUUUGAGGGGCUAUUUUAUUUUCAUCCUGGUUUUGGAAAAGGAGCCUGGCGCCGCUGCCCCGAGGAUAGCCGAGGACCUAUUCACCGCGCCUGGGCUAAACUUGCGCAGAAAGCGGGGGCUGGCUUCACCGUUCCGUGGAAAAAGAGGCAUACGGGAUUUUGGCUGAAACAUCUUCCCAUUUAUUUGGAUUUUCUUUCUUCAUUUCGUCUCCACCCUGGCCUCAGAGGGGAUUUAUCUAAACUGAAAGGACGACCAGGGAGUCAGGAGGGUUAUGGCGCAACGGUACGAAGACUUGCCCCACUACGGGAUGGACGGGGUGGGCAUCCCGACCACUAUGUACGGAGACCCGCACGGCGCCCGGUCCAUGCAGGCGGUGCACCUCAACCACGGGCCCCAGCUGCACUCUCACCAGUACCCGCACACCGCCCACACCAACACCAUGCCUCCCAGUAUGGGCUCCUCUGUUAACGACGCUCUCAAGAGAGAUAAAGACGCUAUAUACGGGCACCCCCUGUUCCCCUUGCUUGCACUGAUUUUUGAGAAAUGUGAAUUAGCGACUUGCACCCCCAGAGAGCCCGGGGUGGCGGGAGGAGACGUCUGUUCAUCGGAAUCUUUCAAUGAAGACAUAGCAGUGUUUGCAAAACAGAUUCGGGCAGAAAAGCCUUUAUUUUCAUCAAAUCCAGAGUUGGAUAAUCUGAUGAUUCAAGCCAUUCAAGUUUUACGAUUUCAUCUUCUGGAGCUGGAGAAGGUACACGAGCUGUGUGAUAAUUUCUGUCACCGGUACAUCAGCUGCUUGAAAGGCAAGAUGCCCAUCGACUUGGUCAUAGACGACAGAGAGGGCGGGUCCAAAUCUGACAGCGAGGAAAUCACGAGAUCAUCGGUGGCCCUUGAUCAGACGUCCUGGAACAGAGAUCAUGAUGACACAGCGUCCACACGCUCCGGAGGAACGCCGGGGCCAUCCAGCGGCGGGCACACAUCACACAGCGGCGACAACAGCAGUGAACAGGGUGAUGGCCUGGACAACAGCGUGGCUUCACCGAGCACAGGGGAUGAUGAUGACCCGGAUAAAGAGAAGAAACGCAACAAGAAGAGAGGGAUCUUCCCUAAGGUGGCCACCAACAUUAUGAGAGCAUGGCUCUUUCAGCACCUAACACAUCCCUACCCGUCAGAAGAACAGAAGAAACAGCUGGCGCAAGACACAGGCCUCACCAUCCUACAAGUGAACAACUGGUUCAUUAACGCCAGGAGGAGAAUAGUCCAGCCCAUGAUUGACCAGUCAAACCGUGCAGGCAAGUCUCCUAUAGUUACUGUAUUCAAGUCACGCAGGCGAAAGCCGUCCACACUCCAUGCACCCAGAGGCCUCUCAGCUGGUAAAUACAGGACUGAUGCCCCCCAUCCUGGAAUGUCCAAAACCUCCAGGGGCUUCCCCCUUCAGUGUCGUGACUGACCACUAAAAUUAAGAACCAAAACAUUACAACAUUAACAGCACCCAUUAAUCACCUUUGACGUGUCCUUUGGGGUGAGAAACUCUUUAUUAAUGAUAAAAUAUAAUAAUUUGGCUGAAAAUGAGUUAACGACGAGUGGAUUUAUUUCCUUAGCCUGUAAACAAAACUAGCUGUGUUCUCAGUAAAGUUUGCUCUUAACCCUUCCUCCCCCCUUUGGCCAGCCAGCCCUUCCUCCCUGGCUCAAACCAAAACAUAAAGAGAACUACACCCUACACCCGUUUCUUUUUUUGGGUGACCGUUGUUUGGCUUUUUGGCUCCAGACCUGUUUUUACCCCCCCGCCCCCUCUCGCUCCUUUAAACUCCCCCCCUCAACCCUAUUUGCGGCUGUUUCAGGGAGCAAGGGGAGUGAGCGGUCCCCCUGGUGCAUGGCUUGGUUUGGACUGCCGUAAACUUUAUUACCUGUAAUAGGGGUCAGAGGUCAGGGUGGCAUUAGGGGCGCAGUAAAGUUCAAAGGCAUUCAGUGGGGCCGAGUUCUUGCUUUUGCUUGACUGACCCCCAAACAGCCUGAAUCGAAGGUAAGUGGAUUUCUAUGAGAGCAGAACAAUGGAGGCAAGCAAAAAAUAGGAACCCUAUCAGGUUUCACUUAUCGUCGCUGCUCAGUUAUAGGCAGUAUUUAUUAGAUAAAGCAUUUAGGGUAGGAGCAGAUUCAGAGGCCGCUCAGCAGCUUCAGCCUGGAACUCAUUUUGCUCUUUUGAUCAUGUGUAUAAUCAGACAUUGAUAGAAGCAGCAAUUAUGUUAAAGGUCACAAACAUAUCAGUGUUAAGUGCUUAAGUGUCCUUUUCUUUCAUAACAAGUCAUGAUAAGUAUUUUUUAAAUAGAAAGAGUUUGGUUUCUUAACCUUUGCAUUAUAUGGCAACAAUGAUUUGGAUUUAAACUUAUAGACUGAAUCACAAUGUUUAUUCACAAUAACUUCUGGGUAGAAACCCCCAUGUGGGAAAAAAGAGAUCAGGAUCAAAGACACCACAGUUUCUGUUUUAGACAAACUUGCCUCAGUUGGUUAGUUUUUAGCCACCUAAAAUAAGACCCACCAAAAUAAAUCAGUAUCAGUUUAAGUGUACGCUGUAUUUUUAAUAUUUUCACAGCUUCACCUUGCUGUCAGACAGCCUUUAUUAUAUCAAAUUCACCAGACUCCAUUGACAAAAACAGCAAUUUUUCUCAGCAGAACACUGGAGUUGCUGGUCUACCACAGCCUUGAUUGUUUCCCGUGUAAGUUAAAGCACCUUAAAUAUUCAAAUAUAGUGUACACUUAGACUGAUACAGAUUUUUUAUGAUGUUUUGCUACGGCCCGUCCACAGCAGUACAUUACUUAGCUUCAGUGAUAACUUCAGCAAAGUAAAUAAAACAGGCAUAGAAACAUCAGCUAGAUUGGACCAAAGAGUUUAAUUACAUAUCUUUAAAUGUUACUGUUACAGCUGAUAAUGACAAAACUUCACUAUAGGAAUAAAUUGCCAGUUGUCUACCUGGUAGUGACUGUUGUUAGCGUGACAUCAUAGUUAAAGGUUUAUUGUGUUUUAAGCACAAUAUGUACAGGAUAUAGUGACAAACACAAUGACCUAAACACAAAAACAACAAAACAAAAGGGGAUGCCGGGGUGGUAGCUGAGGUUAAAGCAUUUAAGUGUAUAGAUCAUCAAGGCCAAUUAUGAUAUCUGUGUUUGCCCUUAUUGUUUUAGGGCGUGCUCUAUUUAUCUCAGCUGAUGUACAAUCCAAAUUUGAUUGUCUUCUUUGGGUCAGAAAAAGAAUCGUUACCAUAAAUGCUUUGUUACCAUAAAAGUCUCGGGUUUGAAUAUUUCACUCAGCAAAUGAAGAGCUGAAACAAGCUGAUACACAACAUACAGAGUUUAAUGUGUGGUGUAUAUAAUAAAUGAUGAUAACAACCUUAAGAAAAAACUGUUAAGUAGUACAAUAAAAAUAAUUUCAUCAACACAGGACUCAGUCUUGUAAAAACGUUUUAUUGGCUUUCCAUCAGUCUUCGUGUAAACAGUUGUCACGUCAUCCAGAUGGCUCAGAUCUCACCUUGGUGAACCGUAGUGUGUGUUGAACUCUCUCAGUCCGAUCCCUAUUAGAGCAUUUAGACGCAUUAAAAGUCUACCAGGGGCUUACAGUGCAGAGCCGGCUGGACAGACACGGAGCAGAAUGACGCUGAAACGCAACGGCGGCUCCCUGUGCGUGCACCGGCCAACAGAUGAUCCCGCUUCGGCCACUGAGCCUUAAUUAAAAGCACUAAUUGACCACUCCGUCCCCUCCCUCCAAUCCCUCUAUCCCUCCCUCCCUCUGUCUCCUUCUCCAUCCACAGUAAGUCAAGGAGCUCCCUACAAUCCAGAUGGCCAGCCGAUGGGGGGCUUCGUCAUGGACGGCCAGCAGCACAUGGGAAUCAGACCACCUGGACCAAUGGGUGGAAUGGGCAUGAACAUGGGCAUGGAAGGUCAGUGGCACUACAUGUAGCCCCGCCCCAGUCCGACCAAUCGCAACACAAAGGGGGAUAACUACAGGGCAAUCCAGGGGAUCACCUGUCUCACAGAAGCCUACGGAGCAUGGGAACGGGACUCCUUGAAUUCCUGACGAAGACAACCAACAGCAACCCCUCUGUCCACCUCCAAGACCCAACGACAUUUUAUUUGGCUGAUAUCUGCAACAUGGAAACCCUCCAUGACUGCCUACAACCCUUAUCUAUGUAUCCAGCGACGGCGAUGCACAGAAGAUCAAACUAUGCCCUACCCAGAUGACCCCUCCCUGUCCCGACAGACCCCUGCUUCCUCUCUGGUGGACACUAGACUUCGCCCCCUUGCCACUGCCCACUAGGUUCUCAUGGAUUCCUCCAUUACAAGUGAUUGUGAUUGCGAUUGCGAGCAUAGACGACACACGAGAGAGACACACUGUGUCCUUUGCCUGUACCUUCGGUGAAUGCAGCACCUGGUGAUAUAUUCUAGACUCUUUGGCAAACAAGAGACUUCCUGUGAAGAGCACUCCACUCUUUGGGACGAUGGAAUUGGACCAAGGAGAAGCCAAUGUCUGUAUCUGACAGGACACUAACAAAGCAAAAGAGGUGCCCUUUAAAAAAUAUAGUGGAUUGAAACAUGGAAGGAGGGAAAGCAAGAGAAAAGAAAUUAAAAGUAUAACUAUAUCAACCCCUAGCUUGGGAAGCAAGUGGAGAAAGAAAAUAUACUGUAUACUGUUGUAAAAUUACGCUGGACUCUCACAAGAACUGGGAAUUUAAGUAUUGUAAAUGCUAUUGUAUUGUUCUGCAUAUUAUGUUGUUUCUAAUAGAUUUUUUAAAAAAAGGAUGUGAACUUUUUUCUCUUUUUUUCUGAUUUCUUUCCACACUAUGUGUGUGCCGUCUCUCCAUCAAAUUUGACCUCCUGCCCCCUUCCUCCCUCCAUUGAAUCACAAUGCAUUUUUAAAAGAAAAAAAAGUGAAUAAAUGGACAAUUCGAUCAGUU